Messenger RNA from Monopterus albus (swamp eel), 942 nucleotides. RefSeq names its product olfactory receptor 6K3-like. The transcript has a single exon. Gene Ontology annotation, biological process: G protein-coupled receptor signaling pathway; detection of chemical stimulus involved in sensory perception of smell. Lineage: Eukaryota; Metazoa; Chordata; Actinopteri; Synbranchiformes; Synbranchidae. The record is from RefSeq and is a predicted model, not a curated record. Bases 1 to 942 code for a protein of 313 amino acids. Gene Ontology annotation, molecular function: G protein-coupled receptor activity; odorant binding; olfactory receptor activity. Gene Ontology annotation, cellular component: membrane.
AUGAAGAGCAACAACAGCCUGACUCCCUCCUAUUUUCAGUUCACUGUGUUUGCAGACUAUGGGCCCCUCAGAUAUCUUUUCUUCAGUCUCUCUCUGUUGAUCUACGUGACUAUAAUCUCUGCUAAUCUUGUCAUUGUUCUGUCAGUCUGCCUGGAGAACUCUCUGCAUCAGCCCAUGUAUAUUUUCAUCUGCUCUCUGUGUUUAAACUCUCUGUAUGGCUCGACCGGCUUCUUCCCCAGGUUCCUGAUGGACCUUCUGUCCGAUACUCAUUUCAUCUUGCGUCCACUCUGUUUCACUGAGAUGUACAUUACUAACACUUAUGUUGCAAAUGAGGUGACUCUCCUCACAGUCAUGGCCUAUGACAGGUUUGUUGCUAUUUGCCAGCCUUUACACUAUCACAGUAAAAUGACAUUUAGUACGGUUCUGAUGCUGUUGUUCUUUGCUGUGUUGUACCCUGUGAGUGUUUUAGGCUGCUUUUUCUAUCUGGCCACCACUUUGCCUUUGUGUGGAAACAAACUGCAGAGGGUUUUUUGCAACUGCUGGACUUUAAUCAGUCUCUCCUGUGUGGACACAACUGUGAUCAACACAGCAAGUCAGUUUGUUGUUCUGACAUCAAUAUUCAUUCCCCUGUCCUUUGUCCUGUACACCUACUUGCGCAUUCUGCUUGUCGGCAGGAGAAGUUCAUCUGAAUUCAGAGGAAAGGCCUUACAGACCUGCCUGCCCCACAUAGUGACCUUUGGGAACUAUUGCAUCUCUGUGUUCUGUGAGAUUUCACUGAGUUGGUAUAAACUUGAUGCAGUAAAUUCAUUUGUCAUUGUUGCUUUAUCUCUGGAGGUAUUGAUCAUCCCUCCCAUGAGUAACCCUCUAGUUUAUGGCCUGAACCUGCCUCAGAUCAGAGCAGUAAUCUUUUAUUUUUUAAGGGUAGAAAAAAUGGCUUUAUAA